Molossus molossus (Pallas's mastiff bat) is the source of this 9428-nucleotide messenger RNA. It is a transcript of the gene ARHGAP35, whose product is annotated as Rho GTPase activating protein 35. The record is from RefSeq and is a predicted model, not a curated record. Gene Ontology annotation, molecular function: GTP binding; GTPase activity. The coding region runs from base 251 to 4753 and encodes 1500 amino acids. Lineage: Eukaryota; Metazoa; Chordata; Mammalia; Chiroptera; Molossidae. The transcript has 7 exons. Gene Ontology annotation, biological process: signal transduction.
GCCGCCGUCGCCGCUGCCGGGAUCCCGGAGGCCGGAGCCGCGCUGAGGGCGCCCAGCUGGAAGAAAUGUUGGCUAUUUGGCGAUGAGAAGUGACAAAAACUGACCUCAUACUGGUAUACAAACACUAUGGAACCUGACACUUUUGUUGCAAGGGCAACCAGUCCCCACUGAUAAUGUUGGGAAGCCACUGGGUCCACUGGAAAACACUAAUCUGAUCUCGGAAGGCUGAUUGUGGCAGGAUGUGUCGACAAUGAUGAUGGCAAGAAAGCAAGAUGUCCGCAUUCCCACCUAUAACAUCAGUGUGGUGGGAUUGUCUGGGACUGAGAAGGAGAAGGGCCAGUGCGGUAUUGGGAAAUCUUGUCUGUGCAACCGCUUCGUGCGCCCAAGUGCUGAUGAAUUUCAUUUGGACCAUACUUCUGUCCUUAGCACCAGUGACUUCGGUGGGCGAGUGGUCAAUAAUGACCACUUUCUCUACUGGGGAGAAGUUAGCCGAUCCCUGGAGGAUUGCGUGGAAUGUAAGAUGCACAUUGUAGAGCAGACUGAAUUUAUUGAUGAUCAGACUUUUCAACCUCAUCGAAGCACGGCCCUACAGCCCUAUAUUAAGAGAGCUGCUGCAACAAAGCUCGCAUCAGCUGAAAAACUCAUGUACUUUUGCACUGACCAGCUGGGGCUGGAGCAGGACUUUGAGCAGAAACAAAUGUCAGAUGGAAAGCUGCUAAUUGAUGGUUUUCUUCUUGGUAUUGAUGUUAGCAGGGGCAUGAAUAGGAACUUUGAUGACCAGCUCAAGUUUGUCUCCAAUCUCUACAAUCAGCUUGCAAAAACAAAAAAACCCAUAGUGGUGGUCCUGACUAAGUGUGAUGAGGGCGUUGAGCGGUACAUUAGAGAUGCACAUACUUUUGCCUUAAGCAAAAAGAACCUCCAGGUUGUGGAGACCUCAGCAAGGUCCAACGUAAACGUGGACUUGGCUUUUAGCACCUUAGUGCAACUCAUUGAUAAAAGUCGGGGAAAGACGAAAAUCAUUCCUUACUUUGAAGCUCUCAAGCAGCAAAGUCAGCAGAUAGCUACGGCAAAGGACAAAUACGAGUGGCUGGUGAGUCGCAUUGUGAAAAACCACAAUGAGAAUUGGCUAAGUGUCAGCCGAAAGAUGCAGGCCUCUCCUGAGUACCAGGACUAUGUCUACCUGGAAGGGACUCAGAAAGCCAAGAAGCUGUUUCUCCAGCACAUCCAUCGCCUCAAGCAUGAGCAUAUUGAGCGCAGAAGGAAGCUGUACUUGGCAGCCCUGCCAUUAGCUUUUGAAGCUCUUAUACCCAAUCUAGAUGAAAUAGACCACCUAAGCUGCAUAAAAGCCAAAAAGCUCUUGGAGACCAAGCCAGAAUUCUUGAAAUGGUUUGUUGUGCUUGAGGAGACCCCAUGGGAUGCCACCAGCCACAUUGACAACAUGGAGAACGAACGGAUUCCCUUUGACUUAAUGGAUACGGUUCCCGCAGAGCAGCUGUAUGAGGCCCACUUAGAGAAACUACGGAACGAAAGGAAAAGAGCUGAGAUGAGAAGGUCGUUUAAAGAAAACUUGGAGACCUCGCCUUUCAUAACUCCUGGAAAGCCUUGGGAAGAGGCCCGUAGUUUCAUCAUGAAUGAAGAUUUCUACCAGUGGCUGGAAGAAUCUGUAUAUAUGGAUAUCUAUGGCAGACACCAAAAGCAAAUUAUAGACAGAGCAAAGGAAGAGUUUCAGGAGCUGCUUGUGGAAUAUUCAGAAUUGUUCUAUGAGCUAGAGCUGGAUGCAAAGCCCAGCAAGGAGAAGAUGGGGGUCAUUCAGGAUGUUCUGGGGGAGGAACAGCGAUUUAAAGCAUUACAAAAGCUCCAAGCUGAGCGUGAUGCCCUUAUUCUGAAGCACAUUCAUUUUGUAUACCAUCCAACAAAGGAAACGUGCCCUAGCUGCCCAGCUUGUGUGGAUGCUAAGAUUGAACACUUGAUUAGUUCUCGGUUUAUCCGGCCAUCUGACCGGAAUCAGAAAAAUUCACUUUCUGACCCCAACAUUGAUAGAAUCAACUUGGUUAUCUUGGGCAAAGAUGGACUUGCCCGAGAGUUGGCCAAUGAGAUUCGAGCUCUUUGUACAAAUGAUGACAAGUAUGUGAUAGAUGGUAAAAUGUAUGAGCUUUCCUUGAGGCCAAUAGAAGGGAAUGUCAGGCUUCCUGUGAACUCUUUCCAAACACCAACAUUUCAGCCCCAUGGAUGUCUCUGCCUUUACAAUUCAAAGGAAUCUCUGUCCUAUGUGGUGGAGAGUAUAGAGAAAAGUAGAGAGUCCACACUUGGCAGACGAGAUAAUCAUUUAGUUCAUCUCCCCCUGACGCUAAUUUUGGUUAACAAAAGAGGAGAUACCAGUGGAGAGACGCUGCAUAGCUUAAUACAACAAGGUCAGCAGAUUGCUAGCAAACUUCAGUGUGUCUUUCUGGACCCUGCUUCUGCUGGCAUCAGUUACGGACGAAACAUUAAUGAAAAGCACAUCAGUCAAGUUUUGAAAGGACUUCUGGACUCUAAGCGUAAUUUAAACCUGGUCAGUUCUACUGCUAGUAUCAAAGAUCUGGCUGAUGUUGACCUGCGAAUUGUCAUGUGUCUGAUGUGUGGAGAUCCUUUUAGUGCAGACGACAUACUUUUUCCUGUCCUUCAAUCCCAAACCUGUAAAUCUUCCCAUUGUGGGAGCAACAACUCUGUUUUACUUGAACUACCAAUCGGACUACACAAGAAGCGCAUUGAACUGUCUAUUCUUUCAUACCAUUCCUCAUUUAGCAUCAGAAAAAGCCGGUUAGUCCAUGGGUACAUUGUUUUUUAUUCAGCCAAACGUAAGGCCUCCUUGGCUAUGUUACGUGCCUUUCUUUGUGAAGUGCAGGAUAUUAUCCCCAUUCAGCUGGUCGCACUCACUGAUGGCGCUAUAGAUGUCCUGGACAAUGACUUAAGUCGGGAACAGCUGACUGAGGGGGAGGAGAUUGCUCAAGAAAUUGAUGGCAGGUUCACAAGCAUCCCCUGUAGCCAACCCCAGCAUAAACUUGAGCUCUUCCACCCAUUUUUUAAAGAUGUGGUGGAGAAAAAGAACAUAAUUGAAGCUACCCAUAUGUACGAUAACGUUGCCGAGGCCUGUAGCACCACAGAGGAGGUGUUCAACUCUCCUCGAGCGGGCUCUCCACUCUGCAACUCAAACCUGCAGGAUUCGGAAGAAGAUAUCGAGACCCCUUCUUACAGCUUAUUUAGAGAAGAUACAUCACUGCCCUCCCUGUCCAAAGACCAUUCUAAGCUCUCUAUGGAACUGGAGGGAAAUGAUGGGCUGUCUUUAUUCAUGAGCAACUUUGAGAGUAAACUGAACAACAAAGUACCUCCGCCAGUCAAACCAAAGCCUCCUGUCCAUUUUGAAAUUACGAAGGGGGAUCUGUCUUACUUAGACCAAGGCCAUAGAGAUGGACAGAGGAAGUCUGUGUCGUCUAGCACCUGGCUACCUCCAGAUGGGUUUGAUCCUUCUGAUUAUGCUGAACCCAUGGAUGCUGUGGUCAAGCCAAGGAAUGAAGAAGAAAAUAUAUACUCAGUGCCCCAUGAUAGCACUCAAGGCAAAAUCAUCACCAUUCGGAAUAUUAACAAAGCCCAAUCUAAUGGCAGCGGGAAUGGAUCUGACAGUGAAAUGGACACUAGCUCUCUAGAACGAGGCCGCAAAGUAUCCAUUGUGAGCAAGCCAGUGCUAUACAGGACGAGAUGCAGCCGGCUGGGGAGGUUUGCUAGUUACCGAACCAGCUUCAGUGUGGGGAGUGAUGAUGAGCUGGGGCCCAUCCGGAAGAAAGAGGAGGACCAGGCAUCCCAAGGUUAUAAAGGAGACAAUGCUGUCAUUCCAUAUGAAACAGAUGAAGACCCAAGGAGGAGGAAUAUUCUUCGCAGUCUAAGAAGGAACACUAAGAAACCAAAGCCUAAACCCCGGCCAUCCAUCACGAAGGCAACCUGGGAGAGUAACUAUUUUGGUGUUCCCUUAACAACCGUUGUAACUCCAGAGAAGCCAAUUCCUGUUUUUAUUGAGAGAUGCAUUGAAUACAUUGAAGCCACAGGACUGAGCACAGAAGGCAUCUACCGGGUCAGUGGGAACAAGUCAGAGAUGGAGAGUCUGCAGAGGCAGUUUGAUCAAGACCACAACCUGGAUUUGGCAGAGAAAGACUUUACAGUGAACACUGUGGCUGGUGCCAUGAAGAGCUUUUUCUCAGAGCUGCCUGACCCCCUGGUCCCAUACAACAUGCAGAUGGAUCUGGUAGAGGCACACAAAAUCAACGACAGGGAACAGAAGCUGCAUGCCCUCAAGGAGGUUCUCAAGAAAUUUCCAAAAGAAAACCACGAAGUCUUCAAAUACGUCAUCUCUCACCUGAACAAAGUCAGCCACAACAACAAGGUGAACCUCAUGACCAGUGAGAACCUCUCCAUCUGCUUCUGGCCCACCUUGAUGAGGCCCGACUUCAGCACCAUGGACGCGCUCACAGCCACGCGGACCUAUCAGACAAUCAUCGAGCUCUUCAUCCAGCAGUGCCCUUUCUUCUUCUACAAUCGGCCCAUCAGUGAGCCUUCGGGCGCCACGCCCAGCUCUCCCUCUGCUGUGGCUUCCACCGUGCCCUUCCUCACCUCCACACCCAUCACCAGUCAGCCGUCACCCCCCCAGUCACCUCCACCCACCCCUCAGUCCCCAAUGCAGCCACUGCUACCCUCCCAGCUUCAAGCUGAGCACACGCUGUGAGUCACCAAGGCCUGGGCCAAAAGGAGGCUAUCUUCUCUCUUCGGUGGGGUGGCAUUUGGCCUUGAACACAACCAGGUCCUCUGGGCAGGGGUGGGGAGGGUGUUCCCUCUCCCCUCUCACCUUCUCAAGACCUCAGCGGUAGCACCAGCCAACAGUCCACCAUAGGCUGAGCUGUCAGGUGUCCUGAACCCAGCACUCAGACCUGGGGCUGGCUAUAGGAAGUGGCCCAGGGGCCCUGCCCUUUGACAUGGACCCCUUUGAGGACUGCACUGGUCAGGCAGCAGCCCCAGUGGCCCUCCACACACUCAUUGCCCCACCCCCCACCCCCAGCCUGUGCGCACUGGCCUCGGGGCACCACCCACUGUUUGGACAGCGCCCUGGCCUUUGCCAGCGGAAGAAGGUGGUUCCGAGAUGCAGACUGCCCCGGGGCAGAGCUAGCAAUUCCCAAGGAGAAUACUUCCCGUCUGUCUCUUUCCAUCUUCCAUAUCUGCACCCCCACCCACAGUUGAGGGUGCAGCCUGUCUAGCAAGAGCCUCCUUGGGAACGUGUAGGCCAGGGCUCUGCCACCCCAAGGUACAGUGCUGAGGGCGUCUGCCCAGCCGAUCAGGACAGAGGGAGGUAUCUUUGUGCCUGGACCAAGAGAGUGCAGCUUUCCCCUUCAGCCCUCACCCCCUCCCCUUCACAGGCUUUGGGAUACAUUCCCUUUGCAGCAAAGGAACACUGGAAGAAAAGUGGAAAGCAUCCAUCCAGUAAUUUUUAAAAAGCAAAAGGAAGAAACUACCAGAAGAAAACUGCAGACCUCAAGAUUCAGUUCUCCUCCCACGACUUGGGAAGACAGACAGGUGGAAGGUGGCCCUUCUCUUGUGACAGCAAAACAAGGAGGCCCAGGGCUGGUUGCCUGAGCCUUUUGGGGUCCCACUUAUGUUCUGUCACCAGAUUCCCCUUUCCCCAAAAGAUGGUUUGAGCCCUUGGUGGGCACUAGAGCUGGGGAGACCAGCAGACCAGCCUGGAACUUGGUCUGCCUUUGAACACACUACUAUGGAAAUACUACUUGUGUGUGUGUGUGUGUGUGUGCACGCGCGCGCCUAUGUGUGGGUGUGCCCCAGCAGACAAGCCUGGAACUUGGUCUGCCUUUGAACACACUACAGUACUAUGGAAACACUACUUCGUGUGUGUGUGUGUGCGCGCGCACACAUGUGUGCACACGUGUAUCGGGGGGUGUGGUACGCCUGUGAGGGAGGGGACAUCUGGGAGUGCCAGGGUGCACUUGGGGUUUGGUUUAGUGUGUGGUGUUGAAGUGGAAUAAUUUUCGUCCUGGGCCAUAGAAUGCCCCCAGCAGCGCUGUUUGUGGGAAGUGGGCGGGUCUGGUGAUCUGCUGCCCACACAGGCAUCCUUCAUGCCCCCAGAGCCAGCAGGCCUGCAGAGCCACAGGCACAAAAGCCAUCAGUCAUGAGAGCACUGUGCCUGCUUGCCACACUACCCCUUCCCAUGGCCUACCCCUCAGCUUCCUGGCCACUGGACCCUGGGAGAACCCUCUUCAUACUCCAUCUCUGCCCCACAACACAGCAGCCCAUCGAGGCUGCUGCAGGGAUGGCUGCCCCCACUCCUGGUGGCAGAGUCGUGACCUCUGCAAUGGGAAGCCUGACACUGAGGUACCCAGGGUGUGUGGCAGAGGGCCCUGCAUGCCACCCACUCCUCCGGGUCUCUUUGCACUUUAAGCAGCACCUGUGGUAUAUUCGAGGAUGCCCUGGGUCACCUCAGCUGGGUGGCCUGGCAGAGGGGUGCCUCAGAACAAUCUCCAGCCACCCCCAGCCCUCACUGCUUCCUGUUGGCUGUGGAGGGCAGGGCAGGCCGUUGGCUCACCGCCUUCUUCUGGAGAAGCUGGAUACUGACUGGUUUUCUUGUACGUUAAACUAAGGUGCUUGGAGAAACUAAAUGACCCCUGCGAGUUUUACUCCCCCUGAGGACACAAGUCAAAAAACAAACCCAAGGUACAUGACUGUUUUAUGUAAAUGUUGGAUACAGAUGUUUCCUCUUCUGGUGGAGGAUGCUGUGCCAGGGUGGGCUGAAAGGCGAUGUUUGUGUUUAGUUUUGACCUAGGUUGGCAGACCCCCAGGCAGGUGUGGGAAUAGCUCCAUGGAAUUGAUUUCUCCCUUUUCUAGGCCAUGCUCACCUGUUCCCAGUCAGCCUUUCAAGGUAUUGAAUGCAGUUGAAGGGAAACCAUGAACCUCUUGUGUGAACUAACAAAAUUAGUUUGGUUCCCUCCCAUUGCCCAGUCUACACUGCCACCUCCUCUGUGCCGACACACACACACCCCACUGUGCCACCUGCAACCUUGACUGCACAGGAACUCGCAGGCCCCCAACACUCCUGCCUUCCUGUGCCACCCCCAUCCCCUCCAGGCGUGUACAUGGCAGGGGUGCUGGGGUACAUUGGGAGGGAAGGGGUUGGGAGGAGGAGCAACUGCUUCAUGCUUCAUCCCUGCGGAGGUGGCCUCUGGCCCUGUAGCGCCCCCUAGCAGCCAGCUAAGCAGCUGCAGGGUUCCUUCAUAUUUGCCUCUGUCCAGCCAGGGCUUUGAAGGUAUGCAGGCAGCGGCUGGUGUCUCGCCAUCAGAGCCACAGUGGGAAGGAAGCUCCAGGGGUUUCCCUUGUUUCUGUUUGCUCUGCUAACCCUUUAGCUUCUCUUCUCUGCUUCUGCAGGCUGACUUGAGCUAGAAGACAUUUCUUGGUUGUGACUUGGCACUGCCACUAAGCAGCAGGACUGAUCCCCGGGCUUCAGCUUCCAGUCGGAGGUCUGCAUUUGGAGCAAAUGGGCACUUGGGUGGGACCCAUGAGGGAGAGCCAGGGCGAGUGUUGGGACACUGCCUUAAGUGAAUUGCAAGCCCCAGCUCUCAGAACUGAGGCCGCAGCAGGCAGCAAUUAGCCUUGGCCAAAAGGGGUCAGCCAGGGUAUGGAACUUGCUCCACGUGCCCAGCAGAGUAGUGCAUGCCCAGCAGCGUUCUCCCCAGCCAGUGCUCUUUUGAAGGCCACAAGAGUGUAGACACCAUUCAGGGAAUGGAUAGACACUGGUUGUGAGUGGAAGGCCUGUUGGUCUGUGGCAGUGGUGCUGCCGGAGGGAGGGAGGUGGUCCACAGUUAGGCGCAUGGUUGUGGGUCUACCCUGAAUUCUUAACUCUUGCUUGUCAGGUGUCAGCACUCUGUCAAGUCAGCCUGCCAGUCACGACAUUUUGAGGAGAUGCUGAGAAGUGCUCAGUACUGUUUCCAUGUGCUCUGCACCCCACUGCCACCAUUCUUCCUGCUUGAAACAGGGAGCGCGCUUCUGGGAGAGUCUUCUAGCAGAAUAUGUGCCUGUGCCAGGGUGGACAGCGGGUGACAUCAUAGGAACAGCAUGCUGGCCAGAGGGCCCAGGAGAGCAUGCCUUUCCCUGUCCCUGUGCUUCAGCUGGGGGCCGGGGGGCUGGAGGGAGACCUUCCCCUAGGCCACGGGUGUUCAGCCUCAGCCCUGAAACUUGAAUACAAGCCGCAGCAUUUGUAAUCUAAAAUCACCCCCAUCUACGCCCCACCCAUCCUCGCCUGUGGGAGACUACUUUUGGUGUGGGGGUCUCCUAGAGAGAGCAGUGGACAGUGGCCAAGGAAAUGUCAGCGCCACAAUCCUCUAAUGCAAUGGGUAUGAUGUGCCAUGGGGCACGGGAAUGGGCCCAGAGAGCAAAGCCUUUGCCUCGUCUCCUGGGGCUCAGCGUUCUGGGGACAGCCACGACACUGCACAGACCAUUGCCCUGUUGCUUGGCAGGUUCAAGCCACUUAUUGUCCCUUAGGUGAAAGGACAGACUGAGUCAUGUAUGCGGAACCUAAGUCACAACUGGGACUGUGCCAGGGAUGGCACCAGGGAGGGGCUGGUGUGAGGGGAAAGGCCAUUCUCAUCUCCCAAGGCCCUGAGCCACCCCCAGGCUGUGCCUGAGUCGCUGUCUUAGAUUCUUCCCUCUGGAAGCCACCUUUCAGCUGGCCGCCUGCCUGCGGACUCCUCGAGGUCAGAGGUCACCCCACCCCCCCACCCCGGCUCCCUCCAGCAGUCCUCUGGCACUCAGCAGUGAUGUUACACUUUCAAUGUAGUCGAGACAGGGCGUAAGUUAUUGUUUGCAUAAAAAAUCAUGUUCGCUGUGUACAUUUUAAAAAAGGAAAUGUCUCUGAAUUGUAUGGGAAUAAAACUUGUUUGAAAAUUUGGAAUAGUGCUGCUGCCAGCUUAUUUUUCUGGUACUUGUAUUUUCAAAUGUUAAAUGAACUUUAUAUAUGUUGAAUUAACAAAUAUUUUGAGUUUUCCUGAUACAAACAAAAACAUUAAUGGUAUUGAAAUGUGUUAGUAGUCUGGCCGUGUGCCCAAAAUUCUGUUUCGCAGCAAAGUGGAGAACUGUAUGUAAAGAAAGUAUAACAGUUAUUUCUUUGUAUUUUAGGGGCUUUAACCAAGACAUCUAGUUGGUGUUAGGAAUGUUGCUUAAUUUCCAAACUUUUUUUUAACACGUGGGUGUUUUGAGGCUCCAACCUGACUAGUGCAUGGUCAGCCGUCGCUAAGGCUGAGGCAUCUCUCUGACCGAGGUGUUUUUGUUUGGUUUUGUUUUUUAAAAUCAUGUAUUUGCUACAAAGUAUUGUACUUGUCUCAAUGGGAAUGGUGUAAAAAACUGAA